AUGUCGCAGACCCCCGACCUCGAGCACAAAAGGAAGCGUUCUGUCCUGGACGCCGGCGGCCAGCACAGCUACCCCUCACCGCAACAGAAUCCCCUUCAGCAGAGUCACGGCGGCUACAUCAACUUUCUACCUAGGCCUAAUGCUGAGCGUCUAGCUCUCAUCCAGGCUGACGCGGAUACUUUUGCCGAUAUUCUACAUUCUCUUGCGGGUUACGAGGGCGCGCUUGACCGACAGGAAAGUUUGGCCGCCAAUCUUGGCGCAAAACUUACAGGGCCCCGGAUCCUCAAAGGCAUUGAGCGCUUCUUUGACGGCCCAAUAAAAACAAACGCAACCCAGCCUUUUGCAAACCAAAUCGGCUGGAUAGAUGUUGUUUUACAUGCCAAGGCACAUCCCAACGAGUUUGUCUUUGCCACCCUCCCUAAUGGCACUCGAUGUUGCCAAUUUCACUACAAAGGUCUGCAGUGCGAAAUUACCGAGGAUGAUUGGCGAUUAAUAUCAUCUGGCGCGCUCGAUCGCUUCCCACUCGAACAUCCAUUUGAGGAAGACGAGACGGCGGAAUUAGCCACCCUGGAUAUCCUCGAAUCCAGAGCCUCUGUUCUGUACAAGAGGGCCGAUGAAGUCGCAGCUAGGGCCCGCAUACUACAUCACCGCUUAGGACAACGGAAGCACGAGCUCUCCAGGAGGCGCAAUGCCGAAAAUGGACAACGAUAUCCAUCUACUGGUGGCAUUCCGCCUUCGCGACUGUCGGCAACCGGCGCGCCGCAUGAUCUCCAUGCCGACCUACUGCAGCAGUUUCUCGCAGCGUCAGCACAAAGCACAGCCCCGCCGUCCCGUUCACAGUCCGUUACCGCCUUAUCACCAAUGGGGAUACUACCCAUUUCUCCAUCCGUGGCAUCACCACACCCCAACCAGCAUCGACUGUCCGUGACUUCGGGGCGUUCUGGCAGCAGCAGCCACCCGACCGAGAGCUCUGCCAUGACAGAAAUGGACCACCGCGCAGAAUUCAUGCGCUCGCUCGUUACGCAAAAAGCCGAGAAGCUGAAGCGCGGCGAUGUCAUUAGCCCGGCCUGCGAUCGUUGUCGCCGCCUGCGGUUACACUGCGUAAAGCACCUGACGGCUUGCCAGGGGUGUACGAAGAAGCAUGCAAAAUGCACCUGGCGGACCACUACGGACGAGGAAGCAGAGUUGCUUAAACGUGAGAUGGGCAUUCGCGUGGAGCGCGAUGCGCGGGUUGCCUCGGAGGGCGUCUCGCCACCCGAUGAGCUCCCCGCGCCGUUCACUGUGGAGGGUGUGACAAUGCGACCAAGCAGCCGUGCAGAGACCGAAUUCAGCACCUCUGUACCGUCGACAGCCUACAGUCCCGGUCCACUCUCCAGCGCACGCUCUGAUCUCAGCGCCGAACCUGGCAGGAUGAGCUUGCCGCCCGUGCUUUCUGGCUUGUCUGGGCCGCCCUCUAUACCGCGAGGUCGUGAUCCGUCGCGACUAAAUCAAAUGGCGUCGAUCCUAACGGAUUCAAACUACAUGCGACCGCCGUACCACACCUAUCACCCUCCACCAUACCCUUCCGCACAACAAUCCCCAUUGCAGCCUCCACCGCCACCUCAUUGA
This is a messenger RNA of Cordyceps militaris CM01, 1608 nucleotides long. Its product is annotated as Fungal transcriptional regulatory protein. Gene Ontology annotation, molecular function: DNA-binding transcription factor activity, RNA polymerase II-specific; zinc ion binding. Bases 1 to 1608 code for a protein of 535 amino acids. NCBI's taxonomy places the organism in Eukaryota, Fungi, Ascomycota, Sordariomycetes, Hypocreales, Cordycipitaceae. Gene Ontology annotation, biological process: regulation of DNA-templated transcription. The transcript is spliced from 3 exons. The record is from RefSeq and is a predicted model, not a curated record.